Molecule: messenger RNA, 2669 nt
Organism: Pectinophora gossypiella (pink bollworm)
Lineage: Eukaryota; Metazoa; Arthropoda; Insecta; Lepidoptera; Gelechiidae
Product: zinc finger protein 33B-like
Exons: 8
Coding region: 257-1738 (493 amino acids)
Biological process (GO): regulation of transcription by RNA polymerase II
Cellular component (GO): nucleus
Molecular function (GO): RNA polymerase II cis-regulatory region sequence-specific DNA binding; zinc ion binding; DNA-binding transcription factor activity
Source: RefSeq, a predicted model, not a curated record
UUCAGGAAAUGUGUAUUUGUUAUUGGAUUUAACUGCUGAAAUUAAUUGUUGAUAAAUACACAAAUUAAUGUCAAUAAAUGUGUAAAUGCUGGUUUAUUCAUUUAAAUCAUAACAAAUAUGUAAUGAAUAUGUUUUCAGGUUAUAAAUGUAUUGUAAACAAAACACUACAGUUUUAAGUAAAAAUAUUAUAAAAUUUUAGCAGUUGGAAUAUUAUUAAGAAUUUAGAAUAAAAGUAGGUUUAUGCAAAAGUUCUAAAAUGCGAACUUACACUCGGCGGCGGCCGGAGAAUCGAGAAAUAGAUGGUGCAGAGGGGCUGUGCCGUCUGUGCUUAGAGAAGGCAGAAGACCCGGUACCUCUGUUUGUAGAAGAUAAGGAUUGCUCUCCACUUGCCCUGCGUAUUAUGAUAUGUGUCGGUUUAGAGAUGACGAAAGAAGAUAAUCUGCCAAACAUGAUAUGUGGACCGUGCCAAAAAGAACUUGAGAGAUGUUACUCAUUCAGGAAAAAAUGUGAAGUAUCUUAUCAGAAAUUGAAGUCACAUUUAUUAGCAGUGAAGGAGAGACAUCAUGCUGAGGCUGAGAAGAUAAAAGAAAAAAAAUUACUAAAUGUAGUCAAAGAUGAGGAGAAACAAAACAUAGUGUUCACAGUAAACAUGGAUGGUAGCAUCCAGUUAUGUGACAGUAAUAAUUCUUUAACCGGAGAGCGUCUAGUCACGUUAAUGAAGAUGGAGCAGUCUGAUCUCAGUCAAUGUGGUGACACCAUAGUUUUAAAUGCUCCACUUGACACCAAUGAAGUUAAUAUUCAAGACAGGAUAAAUGCUGAGAGUACAAUACCACCAAAUAACAACAAUAGUCUACUGCUUCCAUUAAAUAUGCCUCAAGCAACACCAUUACAACCGGAUGCAUCAGCUAGUCAGUCAGUAUCGGGCACAGAUAUGGCAAGAUUUCUGUCCACCAUGCUCGUAGAACUGGGCAUCAUCAGUAAACACGGGGAUAACAUUGUGACAGUGGAAUCUGGCAAUAAAAGUAUACAGAUUGAGGCGGGCGACGGGAGUCUUAUUUCUAUUGAAUUAAUUGAAGAAGACGAACAAGAUACACACGAAUUACCUGUGCAGUUUGAAAGCCAAUCCAAUACCACACUUAACGGAGAGGUGAAUAAUCUCCUUGAUGGGAUCCAUAAAACAAAUGGUGUCACCAAAAAGCUAGCAACCAAGGAUGCGGUCUCGGAGAAGUCCCAGCCGUGGUGCGGCCUGUGCAGCAAGGUGUUCGUAUCCCGCGGAGUGCUGGCGCGGCACGUGCGCGACGUGCACCAGCGCCAGCGGCCGCACGCCUGCCCCAUCUGCCACAAGCGGUUCGCGCAGAAGGAGGUGCUCACGCGGCACCAGCUCGUGCAUGAUGCGAAGCGGCCGCACCAGUGCCCGCAGUGCCCCAAGAGCUUCACGCAGCGCGGCGCGCUGGCGUCGCACGCGCGGCUGCACCGGCCGGCCGAGGCGCGCGCGCUGGCGCUCUACCAGUGCCCGCACUGCCCUAAAGUCUUCCUUUACGCUUCCGGUAACGCUCAGCAAUAUCAAUGCGUGAGCCGGCACAUGGCGCAGCACAUGGGCAAGGUGUUCGAGUGCGGCACCUGCGGCCGCCAGUUCAACGACAAGAGCUCGCUGCACAGGCACUUCAAGCUGACGCGCCACCAGCCGCGACCUGCCGACGCAGAGCCCGCCGCGCCGCCGCCCGGCGCCGGCGAGUAAUCUCUAUACAGUUAGGUAGUCUCAUACGACCACCUGUAAGGUCUGCACGGUUACGCUAUCGCUCGCGGCGCGACAUGUACCGCGGGCGCGUGCUACGACUUUUAUCUACAUACAGCAUUCCAGUUAAAACCAGUGUUAAUUGUUGUUGUCAUUCUUACAUGUUAUGGAAGCUUAACCGAACGCUCAACAGUCAAAGGAUUGUAUUACGAUACCGCAGCGCAGCGAAUCUAUCUUAGUUGAGCGUUCGGUGAUCCGAUUGUUCACAGUUCCCUGACUGAACCACAAAUAAUGUUUUAAAUAUUUUGCUAUACUUACCACGUAUUUUUCUCUUGGUAAACACAUGUAAGUAGACAAUGGCCCCGAUUUCAGCAGAACCCAAUUAAUUUUAUUUUAAGUUAUACCUAUCAUUUUCUUAUCUGUCCAAAAGAAAAAGGACGGAUGGUUGACAACGGUUAAUUUUAAAAUGGAUGAGAGAAUGCAUAAUCCAGGCGAAUAAAAUAGCCAUCUCACUGAUAUACAAUCCGUUUGACUUUAUUGGUCAAUGUAAAAUUUUAAGAGGGUUGUUUAAAUUUCUGUAAAUUGUAUGCCUGUCGAUUAUGGGUAACCAAUCCUUUCCUUUUUGACGGAUAAGAAAAUGACAGGUAUAACUUAAAAUAAAAUUAGACGGUGUGUACUGGAAUCAGCGCCAUUAUAUGAAAGUAGAUUUAUUCAUUCGAAAAUUGUACUAAAGAGCAUCACACCCCAUCCGAACAGUGUAUAUACUUCCUGUCUGUAUGUUUAUGUACAAAACAUUUAAAUUUGGUCAGUAGGAAUCGAUUUGUUCGAAUUUCAAAAGUAUGUACUCGCGCACUCGUGCGAUUAAGUCAGUCAACUUACAAUGAAAAUAAUAAUUAGGCUAAUAAAUUAUUAUUUUACAGGUAUUUAUUAUUUU